UGCGGGCGUCAGUGGCCAUGGCGGAUACAGCGACUACAGCAUCGGCGGCGGCGGCAGCGGCUAGUGCCGCUAACGCCUCGACCGAUGCACCUCCUUUCCAGCUGGGCAAACCCCGCUUCCAGCAGACAUCCUUCUAUGGUCGCUUCAGGCACUUCUUGGAUAUCAUUGACCCUCGCACACUGUUUGUCACUGAGAGACGUCUCAGAGAGGCCGUGCAGCUGCUGGAGGACUAUAAGCAUGGGACCCUGCGCCCGGGGGUCACCAAUGAACAGCUCUGGAGUGCACAGAAAAUCAAGCAGGCUAUUCUACACCCGGACACCAAUGAGAAGAUCUUCAUGCCCUUUAGAAUGUCAGGUUACAUUCCUUUUGGGACGCCAAUUGUGGUCGGUCUUCUCUUGCCCAACCAGACACUGGCGUCCACUGUCUUCUGGCAGUGGCUGAACCAGAGCCACAACGCUUGUGUCAACUAUGCAAACCGUAAUGCUACCAAGCCUUCACCUGUGUCCAAGUUCAUCCAGGGCUACCUGGGAGCUGUCAUCAGUGCCGUCUCCAUCGCUGUGGGCCUUAAUGUCCUGGUGCAGAAAGCCAACAAGUUCACCCCGGCCACCCGCCUUCUCGUGCAGAGGUUUGUGCCGUUCCCCGCCGUAGCAGUCCCUUACAUUAAAGGUCACAGCUUACUUCAUCACCGUGAAAAAAUCUCUGCGUUCACCACCAGCGCCAAUAUCUGCAACGUGGUCCUGAUGCGGUAUGGGGAGCUGGAAGAAGGGAUUGAUGUUCUGGAUGGUGAUGGCAACCUCGUGGGCUCCUCCAAGAUCGCAGCCAGACACGCCCUGCUGGAGACAGCGCUGACGCGAGUGGUCCUCCCCAUGCCUAUCCUGGUGCUACCCCCGAUCGUCAUGUCUGUGCUGGAGAAGACGGCUCUCCUGCAGGCGCGCCCCCGGCUGCUCCUCCCUGUGCAAAGCCUUGUGUGCCUGGCAGCCUUCGGCCUGGCCCUGCCGCUGGCCAUCAGCCUUUUCCCGCAGAUGUCAGAGAUCGAAACGUCCCUACUAGAGCCUGAGAUUGGCCGGGCCACGAGCAGCCGGACAGUGGUGUACAACAAGGGGCUGUGAGUGGUGCCCGGCCGGCCGGCCUGGGGACAGAGCCUUGUCCCGGCUGGGGAGUUGGGGGCAAGGAAGGGGUCUCAUGGGCUGCACCUGCAGAGAGGGGCAAGCUGACUCCACCAGUCCUGGGCCACCUCGGGGAGCACUCCACCGACCCCAGUGGUAGGGAGACUAACCCAUUCACAUGUUAAUAUAAGGGUGAGGAAUUCUGACACAUUUCCUAUAAAAAUAAUCAAGUGCAUUUCUGGGCCUUAUGUGGGGUUGUCAAAACUCUACUCAGCACAAUUAUGUGUAAAGCUGAAAAACUGUAGAGUGCCCACAGGGAAGAUUAGGAUCCUUUUAUAUUUUGGUUUCUUUUUUAUUUUUAUUUUUUAUCAGAAUCAAGUCUGAGCCUUGGUUGCAGCUGCCCAGAUGCAGCAGGUGGACGGGUGGUGGGCGUAGGAGUGGGCCUAGGAGCUGGUAGAUUUAAGAUAUUACUGUGGCCAGGCUCGAUGGCUCCCUGGGCUGGGCUGGGCUAGAGAGGGGAGGGGAGGGGAGGCAGUCUACACCUCACAGGACGAAUCAGCUAUGACUAAGGUCCUCAGGAGGUGGCCCAGGGAGUCAAGGAACACUGGAGGCCUCUGGAAGAUUCCUUGGGUGGCUGGCUCUGAGGGUGGCCUGACUUUGUCCAUGCCACAUCUGCAGAACCAGUUCCUCUACAUGAAGCCCAGUGACACACUGGGAUUGGUGUCACCCUUUAUGGAGCCCUGAUCUAUUUGAGGCCUCUGAGAUGACCCAAGCUCCAGGCAGGAAGCCCCAAGAAGGAAUGAUGUUUGGCAGGAACCAUGGGCCUGCACUCUGGCCUCUGUGGGAAGAUCCUCCUUCCAGGCACCAGGCUGGAAAGCUGGGUGUUGGGGCCGAGGGUGGGGCUGGAGCCAGACUGACCACAUCGGAGGAGCCUCUCUAGCCACUGAGGCUGCCUGCCCCGUCCCACCGCUUCCUGACUGGGAGGGUCUCGUGCCUGAGAGUGUGGAGGCCAGAUGUCUAUGCACCUAUCUGAGAGGCAACAUCAACCCAGGAACGGCGGCCCCCAGCUCUGGCACUAAUGGGCUAUGUGACCCUAGAGAAGCCCACUCCCUUCUCUGAGCCUCCACUCCCUAUCCAGAACCAGAGGACUGGAUCGAGGCGUUCCCACCUGCUCUCCCAGCUAGACCUCGUCUUUGCUGGUCCUGCUCAGAUGCUGAUCAUCCUGGGCACAUCCCCAACAUGGACACUGGACUGGGAAAGGGGCAGGCCCCUUUGGGAAUGGCUAGCAGUUUGCCUCAGAACCUGGACUUUGCCCUUCUCUGUGUGACCCCACAUCCUGGGAGCACUUGACCUCUGCCAGACACUUUACAGUUCUGAAGGAGGAGGUAGCGUGGGUGCCUGAGCCUGAGUCUGGGGCCACAUGUGCAUGGGUGCCACCUCUCACCCCACGAGCCUCCAAGGCCACUUGCUGCUGGCUCCUGUCUCCCUCCCAUUUGCGGCCAGGAAAGAGGAAAGAGCUCUGCAAAGGAAAGCAGGGCCUGAUGUGGGGGUGAACAGGGUAACCCCUUAUCUGAAAGGCCCAAAGAGGAAGCAUUGGCCUCACUGCACCCUCACCUGACUCCAACUGGAAUUGAGCCUUCGACAUGCAGCCACAGGGCCUCCCUCCCCUGGGGACUCCACCUGGGGAGAGACCUGGCUGGAAGUGAGCACAUGCACGUGCAGGAAAAGGCUAGUGCAGGGCAGCAAGGGCGUGGCCACAGCGGCUCUCGCCUUCCUUAGGGCAGGAGUGGGUGUGGUGAGGCUGGUCUUCCACAGGCAUUGACACAUGCACCUCCCAGCCAGCCCUGGUGCCCCCCAGCUAGCUCUGCAGGACACUGCCCUGAGGACCCCCCACUCUCCCAAGGAGCAGCCCACCCCCUGCCCAUCAGGAAAGUGAGAAGGCAGAGACAAGGAGGACAAAACAGCAGAGGGGAGGGGUGCCACGUGUUGGAGGGGCAAGUAUUUUUGAGCCAAUCCCACCAUAACGUGAAUGUGCCAGUGACUGGGGCCUGGGCAUGUCCUCUUUUGAAAAGCUCACUUCAAGCUCACCCUGCCCCAGCUCUCAUCAGCUCUUGUUCUUCUACACUUUACCUUGGGACCAAAACUGCCCACCCUAGCCCCACUGCCACCCCCUCCAGAGGCCUGAGGGAUGGAGUCUCCAACUCCCACUCUGUGCUGGCUUCCCCGGGCCCGGCCCGGCCCGGCCCGGCCCGGCCCACCCCAGCCCUGUGGCCUCGGCAUCUCAUAACCUACUUACUUUGUCUCUUGGAUGAUUUCUGGUCAUGCUCCCAAAUGCAAUUUCAGGUGAGCUAAGGGGGGGUCCUUCUGGUGGGAGGGGGUGGGGGGAGGCAAAGGAUCCUUUUAGCUCAGGGUGAAGGUGACACAGGUUCAGCGGGCCAUGCUGCUAAGCCCUGGCCUGGCUGCAGAAAACACCAUAAGGGGAAACUUUCAGCCAACAUCCAUCCCCCACUCUGCUGAGGCCAGAAGAAGGGAGUCCUAGUGGGCAGAUUGGCUCCUGACUGAGGAGGAGGCUGAGCCAGAACCCAUAGUCAGAGCGGGCCUGGCCCAGCUGUGCCACAGUACAGGGCAUACCUAAAACUGGUUCUCCAGCCCUGGCGUACCCACCCGAACCUCCUCUGGUCACUUCAAACAUUCCCUCAGGCUCGGGGAUGCCCUGCUCCCAUUUCCAGAGAGCAAUCUGAGGGUGCGGGGACCCUCAGACUUCAAGAUGGCUGCUGAGUCAAGAUGGCCAACAGACCCCUUUCCACUUCCUGAUUGUGAGCCGGCUUGUUGCCUGUCCUGGGCCUGGAGCCUGGGAGAAGAGUGGGGUCCUAAGAGGAGAAGGGCCAGUGGACAGAAGCAAGGUGGUUUUCCAGCCCUGGGCCAGUGUGAGUGAGGCACAAGCAGACAUGCCUCGGCCACACCCAGGGGACUUCGCAGUGUCUUUUUAACUUCUCAGAAAUUUUCUCAAUCUCUGUGAUUUAUGUAAUACUAAUGAACUGUGGGCAAUAAAUGGUGGAUUUAA
Messenger RNA from Diceros bicornis minor, 4170 nucleotides. RefSeq names its product sideroflexin 5 (gene SFXN5). Gene Ontology annotation, biological process: monoatomic ion transport; citrate transport; mitochondrial transmembrane transport. Gene Ontology annotation, cellular component: mitochondrial inner membrane. The coding region runs from base 18 to 1109 and encodes 363 amino acids. Gene Ontology annotation, molecular function: citrate transmembrane transporter activity; monoatomic ion transmembrane transporter activity. The record is from RefSeq and is a predicted model, not a curated record. Lineage: Eukaryota; Metazoa; Chordata; Mammalia; Perissodactyla; Rhinocerotidae. The transcript is spliced from 15 exons.